AUGUUGAAGACGUCACUGCUUGGAAGAGACUUCAACAGUGAGCCCAGCCCCUUGGACAACAGGUCCAAGUCACUCUCGGAGAGUAGAGGCAGUGUUGCUUCAGAGAAUGUCCAUCCUACUGAAGAAGCCAACAGAUUAUCGAUCAUGCAAACAUUGGUCCAUUUACUGAAAUGCAACAUUGGCACAGGACUCCUGGGACUUCCCUUGGCCAUGAAAAAUGCUGGCUUAUUGGUGGGUCCUAUCAGCCUGCUAGCCAUUGGGAUCCUCACUGUGCACUGCAUGGUCAUCCUGUUGAACUGUGCCCACCACCUCAGUCAGAGAUUGCAAAAGACUUUUGUGAACUAUGGAGAGGCCAUGAUGUACAGCCUGGAAACCUGCCCAAAUGCCUGGCUGAGGACCCACUCGGUGUGGGGCAGGUAUACUGUCAGCUUCUUAUUAAUUACCACCCAACUGGGAUUCUGCAGCGUUUAUUUUAUGUUUAUGGCAGACAACUUACAACAGAUGGUGGAAGAAGCCCACAUGACCUCCAACAACUGCCAGCCCAGGAAGAUCCUGGCGCUGACCCCCAUCCUGGACAUCCGCUUCUACAUGCUGACAAUCCUGCCCUUCGUGGUCCUGUUGGUGUUUAUCCAGAACCUCAGGAUGCUGUCCAUCUUCUCGACGCUGGCCAACAUCACCACCCUGGGGAGCAUGGCUCUGAUCUUUGAGUAUAUCAUACAGGAGAUUCCGGAUCCCAGUAGCCUCCCCUUGAUGGCGAGCUGGAAGACAUUCUUACUGUUCUUUGGUACAGCCAUUUUCACAUUUGAAGGCGUCGGUAUGGUUCUGCCUCUCAAAAAUCAGAUGAAGCAUCCACAACACUUUUCUUUUGUGCUGUACUUGGGGAUGUCCCUUGUCAUCAUCCUCUACAUCUGCCUGGGGACACUGGGCUAUAUGAAGUUUGGGUCCAGUACCCAGGCCAGCAUCACCCUCAACUUACCCAAUUGCUGGCUGUACCAGUCGGUCAAGCUGAUGUACUCCAUUGGCAUCUUCUUCACCUACGCCCUCCAGUUCCACGUCCCAGCUGAGAUCAUCAUCCCCUUCGUCAUCUCCCAGGUGUCAGAGAGCUGGACACUGUUAAUAGACCUGUCUGUCCGCACAGCCUUGGUCUGUCUGACCUGUGUCUCAGCCAUCCUCAUCCCCCGCCUGGACCUGGUCAUCUCCUUUGUGGGCUCAGUGAGCAGCAGUGCCCUGGCCCUCAUCAUCCCGCCCCUCCUGGAGCUCAUCACCUUUUAUCCUGAAGACAUGAGCUGUGUCACCAUUGCAAAAGACAUCAUGAUCAGCAUCCUGGGCCUUUUAGGUUGUGUAUUUGGAACAUACCAAGCCCUCUAUGAGUUGAUCCAACCCAUCAACCAUUCCAUAGCCAACUCCACAGGUGUCUAUGCAUAA
Molecule: messenger RNA, 1425 nt
Organism: Nyctereutes procyonoides (raccoon dog)
Lineage: Eukaryota; Metazoa; Chordata; Mammalia; Carnivora; Canidae
Gene: SLC36A3
Product: solute carrier family 36 member 3
Exons: 10
Coding region: 1-1425 (474 amino acids)
Biological process (GO): L-alanine transport; glycine transport; proline transmembrane transport
Cellular component (GO): vacuolar membrane
Molecular function (GO): glycine transmembrane transporter activity; L-proline transmembrane transporter activity; amino acid:proton symporter activity
Source: RefSeq, a predicted model, not a curated record